UGGCCAUGACGACCCUGCUGGAGAUCAAGAGCAGCGUGCUGCGGCAGGUGCAGGCGUGCCCCACCUUCCGCCGGAGGGCCGAAGGAGAGCCGGCCGCCACCAGCGCUGACCCCCCGGAGCCGGCCGCAGGGGCUUGGAAGCGCGGGGACGGCGUGGAGUUCUUCGCGCACAUGCGCCUCAUUCUGAAGAAGGGGGAGGGCAGACAGGGCCUGCCGUGCCCCGAGGUCCUCUUGCGCAGCGGUUCGCCAGCCCCUGCUGAGCCCGUGGACCCCAGCCGUGGCCUGAGAGCCCUGACCCAGGAGGAGGUGGAGAUGCUCUAUGAGGAGGCCUUGUACACAGUCCUCUACCGUGCAGGGACCAUGGGCCCUGACCAGGUGGAUGACCAGGAGACCCUACUGGGCUACCUUCAGCAGGUGUUUGGUACCAGCCCUGAGGAGCACGCUGAGGCCAUUGAGCGUGUGAAGAAAGCCAAGGCCCCCACGUAUGCCCUGAAAGUCUCUGUCAUGCGUGCCAAGAACCUGCUGGCCAAAGACCCCAAUGGCUUCAGUGACCCGUACUGCAUGCUGGGUAUCCUGCCGGCCUCGGGUGCCCCCCGGGAGCCAGGGCCGCGCACGGAGCAGCGCUUCAGCUUCCGCAAAGGCAGCAAGCGUGGGGGUCCGCUCCCGGCCAAGUGCAUCCAGGUCACCGAGGUCAAGAGCAGCACCCUGAACCCUGUUUGGAAGGAGAACUUCGUCUUUGAGAUCGAGGAUGUCAGCACGGACCAGCUGCACCUGGAUAUCUGGGACCAUGACGAUGAUGUGUCUCUGGUGGAAGCAUGCAGGAAGCUGAAUGAAGUCAUCGGCCUGAAGGGCAUGAGCAGGUAUUUUAAACAGAUUGUCAAGUCGGCCCGUGCAAAUGGGACAGCAGGGCCCGCGGAGGACCACACAGAUGAUUUCCUGGGGUGUCUCAACAUACCCGUCCGGGAAGUGCCCGUGGCCGGUGAAGACCGCUGGUUCAAGCUGGAACCACGCUCCAGCGCCUCCCGCGUUCAAGGAGACUGCCAGCUGGUCCUCAAGCUGAUCACCACACAGAGGGACACGGGCAUGAGCCAGCGCGGGCGGGCGGGUUUCCUGUCCUACAUGCUGCUGCUCAGUCGUCUCCUGCAGUUCGAGCACCGAUCCGAGGAGCCCAAGGCGAGCUGCUGGCGGGGAGAGCUCAGCGGGCCCGCGGCCACGAUCCUCUGCCUGCACGGCGCGCAAAACAACCUGUCCGCGCUGCAGCUGGCUGUGCUGCACUGGCAGGUCAGCAGCCGCCACCAUCAGACCCGGACCCUGGACUACGGCUACCUGCUGGGGCUGCUGGAGGACAUGCAGGCGCAUUGGGAGGAGGCGUCUUCGCUGCCCCAAGGGCAGGAGGAGAGCCUGGCUGACAGCUUCAAUGCCUUCUCCGAGUUUGGGCUGCGGCUGCUCCGUCAGCUUCGGGACUUCUUCCCCGCCACCAACAGCACUGCCGUCUAUCGUCUGGAGCUGCUGCUCAAGUGUCUCAGCAAGAUGCAGAUCUUCCAGCCUUCCUUUGAGGUGUGCUCCUUCCGGACAGAACUAAAUGCGGACAUCUCUGCUGCUCUGAAGAGAGGCAACCGUGAGUGGUAUGACAGGCUCCUGAACACCAAGAGUCCUCGAGAGCAGUCGGGGCCGCAGCGCCUCGCCGGGCUGGUCGAGCUGGCGGACGCCGUCUACGAGGAUCUGCAGUCCUGCUACGGCAUCUACGCCAGCCUCUUCCACAGCAUCACCGACAUCGACUUCUUCACACUCACUUUCCGGCAGCUGGAGCGUCUGGUGGCCGAGGAGGCAUGGGUGCUGACGGAGGAGCUGAGCCCCAAGAUGACCCUCGAGGUGGCCUCAGGGCUCUUCGAACUGUACGUGACCCUGGCGGACAUCCAGCGUUUCUGGAGCAGCAUCCCUGGCCGGUGGGUGCCCUGCCCCAACCUAUCUCCUUCCCCCCACCUGCCCUGUCUGUCUCCUCCCCCUGUUGGCCUCCCAGACCUGCACCCCCUCCCACCUGUCCCGCAGCCUCCUCUAGGAGGCCUCUGGGACAGCCCGAGGGCCCUUGGAGGCAGGCUCUCCCGGGUGUCCCCUUGGGCCGGGACCCUGGGACGUGCUGGCUCAAGGUGUCGGAGUCCGGGCGAGCUCCCACUGGCCUCCUGCCACAGCGACAGCCGCUCCCUCGCCCUGGCUGGCAUCCAUGGCCCGUUCCUGCCCGCUGUGAAGCUUUGGCUGCAGGUGCUGCGGGACCAGGUCAGGUGGAGGCUGCAGGGAGCUGUGGAUGUGGACACGCUGGAGCCCAUGGACGCCUCCUCCAAGCACAGCAGUUCUGCGGCCUCGGCUAGUCUCUGCUUCAGUCACAUCCAGGAGCUGUGGGCCCGCCUGGCAUGGCCCGACCCUGCCCAGGCCGAGGCCCUGGGCACCCAGCUCAGCCAGGACCUGUGUGCGGCCACCCUCUUCUACACUGAGCUGCUGCGGAAGAAGGUGGACGCUCAGCCGGGGGCCGCGGGCGAGGCAGUGAGCGAGCCACUCUGUGUGGUUCUCAACAACGUGGAGCUCCUGCGCAAGGCUGCCGGGCAGACGCUGCGGGGUCUGGCGUGGCCGGAGGUGACCUCCGGGCCCGAGGGGGUGCUCCCGCGCCCUCUGCUCGGCUGUGCACAGGCCCUGGACGAAGACCUGCAGCAGGAGGUCCACACCGUGACGGCGCACCUGACCUCCAAGAUGGUGGCUGACAUCAGGAAGUACGUGCAGCACAUCAGCCUGUCGCCCGACUCCAUCCAGAACGAUGAAGCCGUGGCCCCGCUCAUGAAGUACUUGGAUGAGAAGCUGGCCCUGCUGAGUACCUCCCUGGUGAAGGAGAACCUUAGCAGGUACAGCUUGGGGCGGUUGGGCCGGGGCGGGGCCUGGGGUCCCUUCACGGGCACGGGCACCGGCACGGAGUGUCCCUGCAGGGUGCUGGAGGCCCUCUGGGAGCUGCUCCUGCAGGCCAUCCUUCGGGCACUGGGGGCAAACCUCGACGUCUCUGCUGAUUUCUACGGCCGCUUCCACUUUACGCUGGAGGCCCUGGUGAGUUUUUUCCACGCGGAGGGCCAGGGUCUGCCCCUGGAGAGCCUGAAAGACGGAAGCUACAAGAGGCUGGAGGAGGAGCUGCGCCUGCAUCAGUGCUCCACCCGCGAGUGCAUCGAGCAGUACUACCUGGACAAGCUCAAGCAGGUAGCGAGGCCCCGUGUGCGCACGCGCAGUGUGGGCACGCGGCCCCGCCCCCGAACCCCUGCGCCGCGGUCACUGGCGCAAGCCCUUCCGCAGAGGUCCCUGGAGCAGAAGCGGUUCGGACGCCUGAGCGUGCGCUGUCACUACGAGGCAGCCGAGCAGCGGCUGGUGGUGGAGGUGCUGCACGCCGCGGACCUGCCCCCGCUGGACGCCAACGGCCUGAGUGACCCGUUUGUGAUCGUGGAGCUGGGCCCGCCACACCUCUUCCCGCUGGUCCGCAGCCAGAGGACCCAGGUGAAGAACCGGACGCUGCACCCCGUGUACGACGAGCUCUUCUACUUCUCUGUGCCGGCAGAGGCGUGCCGCCGCCGCGGUGCCUGCGUGCUGUUCACCGUCAUGGACCAUGACUGGCUGUCCACCAACGACUUCGCGGGGGAGGCAGCCCUCGGCCUGGGCAGCGUCGGUGGCAUAGCUCGACCUCAGGUGGGAGGGAGCGCGCGGGCCAGGCAGCCCGUCACCUUGCAUCUGCACCGGCCCAGGGCCCAGGUGAAGUCGGCACUGAGGAUGCUGGAGGGCCGCACCAACAAGGAGGCGCAGGAAUUUGUCAAGAGACUCAAGGAGCUGGAGAAGUGCAUGGAAGCGGACCCCUGAGCCCCCGCCCAGCCCCCCCCCCCCCCAGUCCUGCCCCGCAUCAGCUUUGUGCAGUGGGGCUCAUGCUCCCCCGUGUGGUGUGCGUGCUGCCCCGGCCGUGUCUGUGUGGUGUGUACCGUGAACCCCUUGCGUCCAGCGAGCAGCCCCCCACCCUGGAUCUGGGGGUAACUCGCGGGGCCUGGCCACCCGGCAAGCUUCUCUAUCUGCAACCUUAGCUUGUGCAGCCCGCGCAGGGUUCCCGGAGGGGUGGCUCUGCUCCCCAGGAGACAUCAGGCUACGUCUGGAGGCGUUUUCGGUGCUCACGGCUACUACUGAAGGAGGUGCCACGGCACCCAUGGCGAGACCAAGGACACUGCUGGAAGUCCUGCGGUAAAUGUGACAGCGCCCUCCGCCCAGCAAGGAACAGCCUGCCCCAAACGUUACCAGUGCCACAGCCCUUCUCAGAGGAAGCACGGUCUUCGCUUUGUGGGGUGGGGAGUGUGGCAGGGCCUCGCAGGCCAACAGGAGGAAUGGCUCAUGUUUGAGUCUGGACAACUCCACCUGUGGUGGGAAACCGCUCCCAGGUGUCCUGGUGGAGGGACAAAGUGAGCGUCUGGGACCCUUCACCCUCACCCGAGGGUACACGCGGAGGUUUGCUAAGCAGCGCCCGGGUCUCCAAUCCCCACCUGGCUCCUAGGCCUGGGGGAGGGUGCCCCCACGUCACUGUGAGGCCGGGACCUCGUGCCAGGUCGAUCGGUCAGGGUGAGGGGCCCCAUGUCGGCCACUCAGCUGUGUAGUUACUGUCCCUCCGUGUGCGCACACGCGUGCCCACGCAAGAUGGGCCCCAAGCCCGGCACCCCACCGUCCAGCGGCCCAGACCCUUCCCGUCCGACUCGGCCUCACUGGAGACUGAGAGUCCCCUCCCCCCCAUCCCCAGGGCAAGUGCAAAGAAACAGGCUCACACCGGGGUCUCCUGGCUUGCAGCUUCACUGGGAGGGCUCGAAGGCCCCAGAGCACAGCUGUGUCAGAACCGUGGGGACACAGUCCAGGGCCACUCGGUGUCGAGACGGCUGAGGCUGCCAGCCUGUCUGUAUCCCCACAAAUCCUGCCGCUCUCUCUCGAGUUUCUUAUUGCUCCGCCUCAAAAAAUAUACGUGUCUGCAACCUUUA
Neofelis nebulosa (Clouded leopard) is the source of this 5029-nucleotide messenger RNA. It is a transcript of the gene BAIAP3, whose product is annotated as BAI1 associated protein 3. Bases 6 to 3881 code for a protein of 1291 amino acids. The record is from RefSeq and is a predicted model, not a curated record. NCBI's taxonomy places the organism in Eukaryota, Metazoa, Chordata, Mammalia, Carnivora, Felidae. The transcript is spliced from 30 exons.